AUGGCUUCAUCUCGUUUAUUUAAUAAUAUUGGAAGAAUUGAUAUUGGUUUAGCUAUUGCUGGUGAUGUGAUUAAUUCUAUGCUUUAUAACGUUGAUGGUGGUCAUCAAGAUGUUAUUUUUGAUCGUUUUCAAGGUGUUAAACUAGAUGUUAUUGAAGAAGGAACUCAUUUUAUGACCUCAUGGCUUCAUAGACCAAUUAUAUUUGAUAUUCGUACACGACCACGAUCUGUUCCAUCAAUAACAGAAAUAAAAGAUUAUGAAGAACGUGUUUCACCAUCGAUUAUUAAUGAACCUCAAUUUGAUGCUAUUGAAUUGAUUACACAACGUACACUUAUUUCUCAACAUGUUAGUGAAUUAUUAACAGAACGUGGUGCUCAAUUUGAUUUAUUAAUUGAUGAUAUUUCAAUUACACAUUUAAGUUUUAGACCUGAAUUUACAAGUGCUGUUGAAUUAAAACAAGUUUUACAACAAGAUGUUGAAAAACAACGAUUUUUAGUCGAAAAAACGGAACAAAGUCGUCAAGCAAAUGUUAUUGCAGCAGAAGGUGAUAUUCGUGCAGCUGAUUUGAUUGGCAAAGCUUUAGAUGAAGUUGGUGAUGUAAAAACAAACGAAAGCUAUGUACGUGGUUGGGGAAAUCCAUUUCAUUUACAAGAAAUUUUUACCUAUCGACGUGAAAAAAUUGGGAAACAAAAAGGUAAUCAAAAUUAUAUAAAUGCUCGAUUUCGUUCAUCACUUGCCAAUUAUUUACCACAUUUGGUUUCAUCUCAAGUAGCUAUAGCUCAUUUUCAACUUGUUCUAUCACGUGAUCAUGGUUUUAGUCGACGAAGGUUAUUUACUGCAUUCCCAUUAAUUAAUCAAUAUCCUAUAGAUUCAAUUCUUCUUGAAAAUCCAUAUUAUGGUUUAAGAAAACCGCCAGAUCAAUCUGGUUCAUCAUUAUUGUAUGUUACCAAUUUGUAUAUCAUGGGUGAAGUACUUGUUUUAGAAACACUUAUGCUACUUCAUUGGUGUCAAAAAAUGAAAUUAACAUCAGCUAUUCUACAUGGUUUUUCUCUUGGUGGACAUAUGACUUCAUUAGCAUUUACAAAAUGGCCUGAUCCACCUUCUCGACAAUUCUGUGAAAAUAAAGCCUCUCAAACAUUUUAUGAUUAUUUACGUGAACGAAAUCGAUCAAUAGAUUCAAAUAAAAUUGUUCUCAAUCUUAUUAAAGAUAUGAUGCGUCUUCUUAUGGAUGAAUUUACAUCUUUAUAUAAUUAUUCACGUUCAGUUCAAUCAAAUAUAUCUGAUGCUAUGUUUAUUGCUUACACACAUGAUGGUUAUGUAUUACGUGAUGGUAUUCCACAUAUGAAUGAUGUAUGGCCUGGUAUUCAUAUUCGAUAUACUCCUCAUGGACAUGUUAGUGCAUUUUUAUUUAAUCAAUCAGAUUUUCAUCAUGCUGCUGCUAAAAUGUUACAACGACAAGAAUCAAAUGUAAAACUAAAAAAGCAUGUAAUCAUAUCACCAAUUUCUGUUACUAUUACUACACCUAAAAAUUCGUGAAGAUAUAUAUUUUUUUCAUAUAGAUAUUUUCUCAAAAAGUAUCAAAUAUUUUCUAGUUUUUAUGUUAUGAUUUGAAUAAUAACUCAGAGAAAAGAAAAGUUUUGAUCGAAUAUAAACUAGAUAAUAUAUUAAUCGUUUUGUUUUUUAAAUAUAAUUUGUAUGACUCUGGUAAAAACAUGAGCAAACAUUUUUUUGUCCUAUUUAUCAGCAAAUAGAUAUUGAGAGAACUUCUCCAACUGAUAUUCUCUGUUCGAGCUCAUAAGUAGGACUCAUAGUUAUGAUGAAAACAUUAAACAUGUUCGUGCUCUUAAGCCUUUCAUGAUUGUUCUAUUAAAUUUUCAGCAUAUUGCAGGAUAUUAGCAAAAAAAACUGCAAUAACGAGUCUCCAUUUGAAACUUUCUCCUAAUAUCAGAUCUCAUAACAAUUAUCACAUUCUAAAAGUUUUAGCUCAAACGAAUGGAUCCAAGUCAAUCAAUCAGACAGUGAGAUCAAUCACAGAUUCUUGCAUGUUCAUACAAGAUCGUACAAUUUGAUUUCACCAUAUUGUUUGAAUCCUUUACAAUAACCCAUACAGGUUAGAGUUCUCUUCUUUAUAAAUUACCAUAUACCAUCCAUACGCAUACAUAGCCAACAUUUAAAUUUUUGGUAGCAUAACUGGAUACAGAUGUAUCUCUAUACCUUUACUCAGAAUUGGAACUGGUCUUUAUCAGUUCUCUUUCUUUUCGCAGAUGUGAACGAGAAGGAAAAGAACGGUGUGUGCAUUUAUAUGAUCACAUCCUUAAUAUCAAAUAAAACUUAGUUAUUACUUGAAAAAGAAAAUGCAUAAUGCAAAAUAGUUUGUGUUAACAACAGAAGAAUCACUUGAAUUUUGUAUUAUAAAAAUAACUUUAUAAAAAAAAACUAUUCUUUUACUUUAUUCGUAUCUGAGCAUUUCAGAUAUUCACUCCAGAAUAUUGUGUAGUGAACAUGAAGGCACAAUAAAUAAACUUCAUUUCGUAUUUUCAUAUAAUUUUAAAAUUAUUCAUAGAAGAUCAAUGAAGAAAUGUAUUUCUAUAUAAAACAUACUCUAUUGAUAUUUAAUGUUGAGAAGAAACUAAAAAUAAACAGAGCGAAAAAGAAAAUAUUAGUUUUUUUUACGAUUGCAUUUUAAUGUUGAUUAUUUCAAAUAAUGAAGAUAGAUAUUUUUAUUUGUACUUCAGGGUUUACAUUCUUUUUAAGAUAUAAAUAGCCAGUAUUGACAUAAUCUGUAGCUAAAAGAUAAUAAAACUUCUCUAUCAUUGAAUCACUGUUUAUUUGCUUGAUAUCACAAACAGAUUGACAAAAAAAAACAAGUUUUAUCAAGUCUAAAAUGCUGAUAUUAUAUACUGAGGGUGUGGGUGUUGGUGGGUGUGAGUGUGUAAGCAUAUAAUACCUACAUCCACACCCAUACUCACACUCCACACCCACAUUCUUGGUCGGAAGCCCGGUACCGAAAAUCUCUGAUUGGCUAAACUUCCAGCCUGAAAGAAUCUGAUUGGUCGAAAACUCGGUAUCGAAAACCUCUGAUUGACUGAAACUUCCAGCCUGAAAGAAUCUGAUUGUUUGGAUGUCGGAUAUCGAAAACUUCUGAUUGGUUCAAAUUUCAGCCUAAAAAACUUUGAUUGGUCGAAUGCCCGAUUUCGAAAACCCUUGAUUGGCUGAACUCCCAGCCUGAAAGAAUCUGAUUGGCUCGGGAUGCCUGAUAUCGAAAAAUCCUGAUUGGCUGGAAUUUCAACUUGAAAAAAUCUCAUUGCAGAUUGCGAGAUUCAAUUUCUCAGUGAUAUGCAAGGCAGAGCCCGCACAUAUACCCGUAAUUGGAUAGAGUGUCUCUGAUAACCCUAGGAUCGGCCCGAACAUGGCUGGCACCUAUCCUGAUCAGAGAUGUUCAUCACGGUGCAACCAUCAACACAAUCGAACCGCGGC
Rotaria sordida is the source of this 3477-nucleotide messenger RNA. The record is from the annotation of a GenBank genome assembly. Lineage: Eukaryota; Metazoa; Rotifera; Eurotatoria; Philodinida; Philodinidae.